GAGGUUGUCUUCUACGACGUCCGCGCGAGCUAUCGCCGCUGGUAGAUUUCGAUCCUGUUUCUUGCCGUAUAUAAGCGUUCGCCAGUCGGCGGCCCUACAUUAUUCUAGCACUGCUUGAGUAACUCAACAUGCCACCCAAAGUUAGUUCUAAAGGAGCAAAGAAGGCCGGUAAGGCAAAGGCCGCCCGCGUCGGCGACAAGAAGAAGAAGAGGAGGAGGAAGGAAAGUUACAGCAUCUACAUCUACAAGGUGUUGAAACAGGUCCACCCUGAUACCGGUAUCAGCAGCAAGGCUAUGUCCAUCAUGAACAGCUUUGUUAACGAUAUCUUCGAGAGAAUCGCCGCUGAGGCAUCCCGUCUCGCCCAUUACAACAAGCGAUCCACCAUCACCUCUCGGGAGAUACAAACUGCUGUCCGCCUCCUCCUCCCCGGUGAACUGGCCAAGCACGCCGUCUCUGAGGGCACCAAGGCUGUCACCAAGUACACCAGCUCAAGUAGACAGUUCAUUAGAACUUAUACUUACAUCCAACGGUCCUUUUCAGGACCACCCAAAUCUCACAAAAGAACACUUGAAAACAUGAUGAAAACAAUGAAUGAAUCAAUGAAUGAAUGUGUAAUCAUAUUAAUAGCGACGACUAUGAAACCUUAA
Messenger RNA from Haliotis rubra (blacklip abalone), 647 nucleotides. Its product is annotated as histone H2B, gonadal-like. The transcript has a single exon. NCBI's taxonomy places the organism in Eukaryota, Metazoa, Mollusca, Gastropoda, Lepetellida, Haliotidae. The record is from RefSeq and is a predicted model, not a curated record. Gene Ontology annotation, molecular function: DNA binding; structural constituent of chromatin; protein heterodimerization activity. Gene Ontology annotation, cellular component: nucleosome. The coding region runs from base 129 to 647 and encodes 172 amino acids.